AUGGCCGCGCCCUCCCCGCAGCCCGCCAUCCUCGUGCUGGGCGGCACCGGCACCGUCGGCAGCCGCAUCGUCGAGCGACUCGCCUCCUCGCCCGAGGCACGCCAGUACGUCAUCCUCGCCGCAUCCCGCAACGGCGACCGCCUCAACAACAACAACAACAACCCAUCCCGAGUCCGGCACGUCCACUUCGACUGGCACAACCCCGGCACAUGGACCAACCCCUUCAUUUACGCUACCACCACCAACAGCAGCAGCAGGAACACCGCCGCCAACCCCCUCUCCUCUUCCCCAUCCGCUCCCCUUCUCGCAGCAGCAGCAGCAGCAGCAGGAGCAGCAGCAGCAGCAGCAGCAGCGGAACCAGCAGAAGAAGAACCCGCCCCGCCGGCGAUCCGCGCGGCCUACCUGAUCGCCCCGCCCGGCGCGCUCGACGCCGACCGGCGGCUGGCCGACUUCAUCGACCUCGCGCGCGCCCGCGGCGUGCGCCGGUUCGUGCUGCAGAGCGCGUCGGCGCUCGAGCCGGGGGGGCCGGCCAUGGGCCGCGCGCACGCGUACCUGUCUGAGCUUGCAGGGAAAGGGGGGGAAGGAAAAGGCGGGGUGGAGUGGGCUGUUUUGAGGCCGAGUUGGUUUCAGGAAAACUUCGCCACCCAACCAGCGCACGUCCGGGCCAUCCGUGACGAGAGCAAGAUCUACUCGGCCACGGGCGACGGCAAGAUCCCCUGGGUGUCGGCCGACGACAUCGCCGCGGUGGCGGUGCGCGCGCUGACGAAUCCGACGCCGCCGAACACCGACUACCUGGUUCUCGGGCCCGAGCUGCUCUCCUACGGCGAGAUCGCCGACAUCCUGACCGAAGUUCUCGGGAGGAAGAUCGUGCACGUUGAUCUCGCGCCGGCCGAGCUCGAGGAGCGCUACCAGGGCUUUGGCGUGCCCGGGGACUACUCGAAGAUGCUGACCGCCAUGGACACGUCCAUCAAGUUCGGGGCCGAGAAUCGCACGAACGAUGUGAUUCUGGCCGUCACGGGGUCUGCGCCGAGGAGAUUCCGAGACUUUGCCGAGUCCGCUAAGGGGGUCUGGCAGUGA
Messenger RNA from Thermothielavioides terrestris NRRL 8126, 1077 nucleotides. RefSeq lists its product as uncharacterized. Lineage: Eukaryota; Fungi; Ascomycota; Sordariomycetes; Sordariales; Chaetomiaceae. Bases 1 to 1077 code for a protein of 358 amino acids. The record is from RefSeq and is a predicted model, not a curated record. The transcript has 3 exons.